Messenger RNA from Eremothecium sinecaudum, 411 nucleotides. RefSeq names its product Ypd1p (gene YPD1). Lineage: Eukaryota; Fungi; Ascomycota; Saccharomycetes; Saccharomycetales; Saccharomycetaceae. The record is from RefSeq and is a predicted model, not a curated record. Gene Ontology annotation, biological process: phosphorelay signal transduction system; phosphorylation. Gene Ontology annotation, molecular function: protein histidine kinase binding; histidine phosphotransfer kinase activity. The coding region runs from base 1 to 411 and encodes 136 amino acids. The transcript has a single exon. Gene Ontology annotation, cellular component: cytoplasm; nucleus.
AUGCCUACCGUUCCUAACUCCGCGGUCAUUAACUGGGACAUCCUCAAUGAGGUGGUUUCUAUGGACGAGGAUGAGCCAGGCUUUUCUCAGAGUUUAGUUGUUCAAUAUAUUGAUCAAGCAGAAACCACCUUUAAGGAAAUACAGAAAGAAUUGGAGUCGGGAUGCCCUUCGCUAGAUAAGCUUUCAAGUUUAGGCCACUUUUUGAAAGGUUCUUCUGCAUCACUGGGAUUACAAAGAAUGGCGUGGGCUUGCGAGCGCAUUCAAAACUACAAAAAACGGGCUAACUUACCUUCCGAUAGUUCUUCGGACGCUAGUAUAACCGCUAUGAUUAGGGAGGGCCUUAGUAUGGCGCAGACGGAGUUUCAGUGCGCAAGGAAGGAACUCAGUAAGUACUAUAAUGCAGAGUUAUGA